Messenger RNA from Suricata suricatta (meerkat), 1819 nucleotides. It is a transcript of the gene GALT, whose product is annotated as galactose-1-phosphate uridylyltransferase. The record is from RefSeq and is a predicted model, not a curated record. Gene Ontology annotation, molecular function: UDP-glucose:hexose-1-phosphate uridylyltransferase activity; zinc ion binding. NCBI's taxonomy places the organism in Eukaryota, Metazoa, Chordata, Mammalia, Carnivora, Herpestidae. Gene Ontology annotation, biological process: beta-D-galactose catabolic process via UDP-galactose, Leloir pathway. The coding region runs from base 570 to 1565 and encodes 331 amino acids. Gene Ontology annotation, cellular component: cytoplasm. The transcript has 11 exons.
CUUACAGUGUGUGGGUGGGAACCGGAGUAUGUUCCUGUAACAAGCAGAAUGGCCUGGACCACUUGGCCUCACUGAUGCAGCAGGCGAUCGCGGAAGCAGAGCCUUCCGGGGCUUGUGAUUGUGGUCUUUGCUAGCACUGAAAGUGGGAGGAGGCGCUUCUACCUAGGAACCGUGUGGAAGACUUUCUGGAGGCGGUGACACCCGAGCACCUUGUUUAGAAAAAUGGGGAGGGCAUUCAACGAAUGAGAUGUACCCGAAGAACAAAAACACCGUGAAGACAAGAAGGAGUCUUUUGGGGCCUUAUGGGGCCUACGAUUCAUUCUUUGUUUUGGAGCACAAAACGUGAGAGGAGGGCAUUGUAAACGAACAGAGUUAUGGGGAGGGGAAUGAUAAAGGAGGAGAAGGAAAGGAGAAAACACGGCAGAGUGCAGUGAUUAAGACAGAAACCUUGGAGUUGGACUGGAUUAAGAGCCUGGCUCCUGCCACCUACCAAUUGUGUGAUCUUGGAACAUCAGCAUAUCCGCUACAACCCGCUACAAGAUGAGUGGGUGCUGGUGUCAGCUCACCGCAUGAAGCGGCCCUGGCAGGGGCAAGUAGAGCCCCCGCCCCUGAAGACAGUUCCCCGCCACGACCCCCACAACCCUCUGUGUCCCGGGGCCACACGGGCCAAUGGCGAGGUGAAUCCCUACUAUGAUGGCACCUUCCUGUUUGACAAUGACUUUCCAGCCCUGCAGCCUGAUGCCCCCAAUCCAGGACCCAGUGAUCAUCCUCUUUUCCAAGCAGAGGCUGCUCGAGGAGUUUGUAAGGUCAUGUGCUUCCACCCCUGGUCGGAUGUAACGCUGCCACUCUUGUCAGUCCCUGAGAUCCGCACUGUCGUCGAUGCAUGGGCCUCAGUGACAGAGGAGCUGGGUGCCCAGUACCCUUGGGUGCAGAUCUUUGAAAACAAAGGAGCCAUGAUGGGCUGUUCCAACCCCCACCCCCACUGCCAGGUGUGGGCCAGUAGUUUCCUGCCAGAUAUUGCCCAGCGUGAGGAGCGAUCUCAGCGGGCCUAUCAGAGUCAGCAUGGAGAGCCCCUGCUAAUGGAGUAUGGCCACCAGGAGCUGCUCAGAAAGGAACGUCUGGUCUUAACCAGUGAACACUGGUUAGUGCUCGUACCCUUUUGGGCAGUGUGGCCCUUCCAGACACUGCUGCUGCCCCGUAGGCAUGUGCGGCGCCUGCCUGAGCUGACCCCUGCUGAGCGUGAUGAUCUAGCCUCCAUCAUGAAGAAGCUCUUAACCAAGUAUGACAACCUAUUUGAGACAUCCUUUCCCUACUCUAUGGGCUGGCACGGUGCUCCCACAGGAUCAGAGGCUGGAGCCAAUUGGGACCACUGGCAACUACAUGCUCAUUAUUACCCUCCACUCCUGCGCUCUGCCACCAUCCGGAAAUUCAUGGUUGGCUAUGAAAUGCUUGCUCAGGCACAGAGGGAUCUCACCCCUGAGCAGGCUGCAGAGAGACUAAGGAUGCUUCCUGAGGUUCAUUACUGCCUGGGGCAGAAGGACAGGGAGACAGCAACCAUCGCCUGACCACGCUGACCACAGGGCCUUCUGCUUGAGGAAACCAGGGCCUAUGGUUUGGGAAGAUAUGGGAUCAAUAAAAAUAAACUAUGUUUCUCAAACUUUAAUCAUAUAUUCUAAUGUCAGAGGAGUAUGAACUAUAACCCUCGGGAUCUGGGUUAAAGGCACAGUGCCAGCCACAACUUUUCUUUGUCUACAGAUGUGCAAAAACCUAAAGAGUACAAAUAUUCCACUCCAAAUCCCCAAACAAAAUUAAUACUUAA